Messenger RNA from Pecten maximus, 4815 nucleotides. RefSeq lists its product as uncharacterized. Bases 3050 to 3865 code for a protein of 271 amino acids. The record is from RefSeq and is a predicted model, not a curated record. The transcript has 3 exons. Lineage: Eukaryota; Metazoa; Mollusca; Bivalvia; Pectinida; Pectinidae.
CUAUAAACUUGAUCAUAUCCUUGUAAGGUAUACUUGUAUACCGGUACGCCUAUGCCAUUGAUGUUGCCUUAUAUAUAUAGAAGUUAUCUGCCCUUUGGAACUGGGGACCCACAAGGGGUAUUUUCAUAUCAACAUUGAGUACAAAGUCAAAUGAAAAGCACGUUUAUGUUCAUAUUAGUCACUGCGUAUACAGUAUAUGUACCAUAUGUCCCAGAUAGCUUGACAGUUUAAAUGUCACACGAGUACUAUACUCCAAUUAUGUCACAAACAAUGUUUCACAAUUAGGAAAAGUUUAUUUGUCAUAAGAAACAUACCAAUACGGAGACAAUAACCUGAGAUAAAAAGAACAAUACAUGACAGUAUACGUAUACGUGUACACGAUACCGAUAAUAAAACUGUUUAAUACCAAAAGUAUUAAAUAUCUACUUAGGUACAUUUUAUAUAUUUAUUAUAUUAAAUUCUAUUUCAUUUCAUAGUUACACAUAGUUUUACCCUAACUUUGACCCUAUGACUUUGACCCUAUGGAACCAACCAACCACUUGUAUGUCCGGGGAUCCAGUGCUAAUAAGUUUAACACUACGGGCAAGAUAUUUAAAAUGUAAAUAUAUAUUAAUUUAAUGUAGUCCAUUGAUAGUAAAAAGUUCAAAUAUAAAUAUAUAUUAUAUGAUUUGUAGUUAUAUAAUUUACCUUGAAGCACACAGGUUUUUACCGGUAUACAGAGAAUACACUAGUACACAACAUUUACAUCAUUGUACGUGAUAUGUGCCUGAAGUGAAAAUGCUAAAGUAAAAGACAAACUUAGAAUAUUUAGCACUAGACAUUGGCUGAUGAAAAAUUAAAUGAAACACACAAUUAUCUAAUAGUAAUUAGCAGUUAAUAGUAAUUGUUUCGUGUAUACUUGGCAUAUACACCUAGCACUGGACAAUGGAUGAUAGGGUUUCAUACAAUUUUAAUACGCAUACACAACUAGUAAUACUUGGCACUUGACGAUGGGUAAUUAAUUAUUAAAAAAAAAAAUAUAUAUAUAUACACAACGAAUAAAAUAGGUGUAGUUAUUUUGUCCUGGUGUCUUGUAUGUAUCUAUUGUAGGCGAUGUUCUUGUACCGAAGGAAUCUCAUACGAAUCUGCAUUUGCCUUGUUAUUGGUAGACAGGGAAUAGUGAUAGACAUAGCCAUCAUGAUGCAUGUAUACUUACAAAUCAGACAGCUCAAACACUGAUAUCAAUAGUUUAAUCCAACAAUAAUAUUAAUCAAAUGUAAUGAAUGACCAAGUAUGAUAUUAAUGAAAACCUUAUAGAUAUUUUCUAUGGGAAGAUCAAUCGCUAAACACUAAGGAAAAUGAAGAACUAUUCAUUUCUGUUCAGAAUUUCAUUUGUAACAGUAAAAUAUUUUGAUAAUGUCCACAUCCUGAUUAGUUUUCAAACACCACUGAAGCUACAUGUACAUCAAAUUUUCCUGGAUUUGAAGUAUCAAAUAUGUAUUUAACUGAAGUAUUUUGUUGAGAAGUUAAAUUGUCCAUCUCGUUAUUGUGUGUAAAUGUCCAUGAUUUAACACUGUAAUCGUAUUUUAGGAAAGGAAUUAGUAUAAGCUUUUAGCUUGUUUUCCAAUCCUAUAUGUAUAUAUGAUUUGUAAUCAGUUAAGUUAAUACCAAGAAAAUAUCAGCGAUACUUAGCCGUGUUGAUAAAGGUUAUCGGAUAGUAGUGAAUGGCCUGAUGUGAUUUUGUUUCGCAUUUUUAAUCAUUUCAAACAGUAAAAUAUCUAUAAUAUAUAUGUUGUUGUACUAUUUGAUGAAAAUGGUAUAUGGUAUGUAAAAAUUGAUUAAUUAGUAACGAAAUGAGAUGAAUUCAAAGUUUGUGUAAAAUAGAGGUAAUGUGGGAGAACAGAGGUAAAAUCCAGGUAAUGUGGGAGAACAGAGGUAAAAUCCAGGUAAUGUGGGAGAACACAGUUAAAAUCCAGGUAAUGUGGGAGAACACAGGUAAAAUCCAGGUAAUGUGGGAGAACAGAGCUAAAAUCCAGGUAAGGUAUAUAUGAAGCAGACUAUAAUGACGUUGACUUUACCAGAGUUGGUGCUCGGGGAAUCAGCCUUAUCAACAAAUGUGACCGGGUUUUCUUCAUGUUACCUAUCUGUUUCAGGACUUACAGCAAAUGACAACAAGGUAUACUAAGGUGUUUUUUUAUUGGUGAGGAAAAAAACAUAUCCAAUUUUCUUCUUCAAAAAGCUGACAGCCCACAAGAUUGUUUAUGUCUAGGUAUACUAUAAACGCUGAUGUGGAUAGCAUUAUGUCUGUUUAUGUUGAAAUAAGUCACGAUGCCAAUAAUAUAUCAAAAUGAAAAUAUAAGUGUUCAGUGGAUCCUUUAAAUGGCUGAAAUAGCACCAUGAAAUCGUCUUAAAGGGAGAUUAUGAAAUAAUUUCUAUAUAAUGAAUUGAGGAGGAUUUCUAUCAAAGAAAGAAUGAUAGUUUGAAUGUUGGUGUGUUUAUAAGAAAAUCUUCCGAUUUAUAUGACGAGAAGCGUUGAUUUCAGUCAUCCACAAAAAUCAUGUUUGCCAAUUAUCAAUUAUUUUACAGUAACGUCAAAUGAUGAAUAACAAUUUAUAUCAUAUCUAUUUUAUUAUUACAAAUUUCAUAAAUAACUAAGUCAUUAUCUACCAACUAACUUUUUUCUUUUACUAUUGAAUGGAGUUAACUACUAUACAUAGCUGGUAUCAAUUUCGAAUUGUAUCUAAGCAUAGUAAUGUUAUUUUUCAAAAAGACAUAUGGGAUAUAUUGACAAUUAUAUAAAUGACAUUGUUUUAUAACUCAAUUGUCUGUUCCAAAUAAUGCAUGUUUCUGAGACAAUAUAACUGUUGUUCAGUUCCUUUUGAAUGUUGUAAUUAGUGAGGAUUUGAACUAGCACUUCACAUCCCUUAACUCGUUAUAAUGUUACACGUGAAUAACUAUCAACAAUCACUAUCUAAAUCAGUCCUUAUCUUUUUUUCAGAUCGGGAUUUGCUAAUUUUAGUUGGUGUUUCCAAAUCUAUGUUAUUGUUGAUGAAAUGAGUUAUUGGGAAACAUGGAGAGGAAGUUACUCCAAUAUGUAUCCUUACCAAGACCAGUCAUGGCACUGUCGGAUAGGUUCGGACGCCUUCCAAUUCAAGGAGUCAAGAAAUUUUUAAUGGAUGGCUAUCACGAGGCGAACAAGCAAGGAUUCCCCACAGAGUUAAUCAAGCAUGCAUUUUUUAUACGAGAGAAAGUGGUGUGUUCCCCUAAGCUUCACCGAAAUGACUUUCCAAUGGACCAAAAGUUUAUGUUUCGUAUGUCCAUUGCUAGUGUCGGAACUACGUCAUAUUCUGUUUUCCAGGAACUAUACGACCCGUCUACAAUGGAGCGACUACUACGUUCUGAAACUAAACUGGUGAACGUUGACCCCGAGACAAGGAGACCAACGAACCUCCCAAAACUGUUUGUUGAGCAAAGCUCCAAGUUUAAAAGUGGAGAUUGUGGAUUAAUAACAGAAAUUCAAAAAGAUAUCGUACCACCAAAUAAUGCAUUCAGAACGAUUACUCGUACUAGAUACAGUGAUAUGGAUACAAAUUUACAUGUGAACUUUGCAGAAUAUUACGGAUUCUGCGCAGACUGUGCUUCGGAAGCGUCUCAAUCCGGGUACUAUCGUCACUAUGCCGACGACAUAGGUCGGUUUCCUGUUCUGCAGACAGAUGUAACAUUUAUUAGAGAAUCUCCAUCAUGUUCAAAUUUGGACGUGUACACUUGGCAAGACACUGGCAACGUUCAGAUUAUUUAUUUCGCAAUUUAUCUUAAGUCUGACAGGAUAUUGCUAGCACAAUUCCUGUAUGAUUAUAAAGCAAGUUUUAUUGCUUCCAAAAUAUGAUAGUUAUGAGCUUUACCGAAGGCGAUAACGAUGUUUAGAUAUAUUUGCAUAACUCUUCCUUAUGAAUUGUAUUGAUGUAUAUAUUUUUGAAUCAAGAGUCCAGAAAACAAUAUUAAACGUCGCACACCUGAAGCAUACGCUGAUAAACAUUGCAAAUAUUUUGUUAACUUUCCUAAUGAAUUGAACUGUUAUCAGUGUCACAAAUCUUUCAUGUCUUGACAAUAUUAUGCUGCUACAGUAUAACAGUAUUUAAGCAAUUCGAAAUUCUGGACACAUUGCAUUCCACAAGAUGAAGGAAAGUAAGGAAAUAAAAACUAAACUUAAUGUGUUAUUUGUGUCACUUUUUGUCAUUUUGACAUUGAAUUCGCAAACUACAUGAUGCGGAAUAAUAAAAUACUUGGCAUGCAAUAGGUCCACUUUUUAAACUUUCCUAUCUUACUGAACAUUCAUUCGUUUUAAAGGUAAGCAAACAAGCAAAACAAACAAACAAAAAUGUAGAAGCUCCUGAACCAGUUUUCAUUUCAUAUAUAAUAAUGAACACAGGCCAUGAAUUUAUCAUUUUAUGAAUCUCUGGCGAGAUAAAAUUGAUAAUUCGUGACGUUUAUAAUGUCUGCAUCUCAUAAAUGCUACACUGGUAUAUUCUGCAAACAGGAAAUGUUUUGAAUCAGACUGAUAUGCAAUCGACCAUCGCGAUAUUAAACCCACGUUGACUUCAUUCCUUUUCGAGUCCGCCAAGGUAAAAGACAGUCUAGUUCCAUCCACUAUUUGUGUCAACCGAAAACUCCACCACAAGGUAAUAUUACAAAUGUGCUCGUAACGCAAUUUAUGAGUGGUGUGUUAAGCCAUGCACAUGAACCAGAAAUACGUUAACUACAUAAAGCAAUAGGGUGUCAGACGUAGCUUCAGUAGGUGAUGAAUUUUCGUUUGAGUAUAUUUCAAUCCUGAAAAUG